Messenger RNA from Spinacia oleracea (spinach), 1978 nucleotides. Its product is annotated as sucrose transport protein SUC2. The transcript is spliced from 6 exons. Gene Ontology annotation, cellular component: vacuole; plasma membrane. The coding region runs from base 270 to 1730 and encodes 486 amino acids. Lineage: Eukaryota; Viridiplantae; Streptophyta; Magnoliopsida; Caryophyllales; Amaranthaceae. Gene Ontology annotation, biological process: sucrose transport. Gene Ontology annotation, molecular function: sucrose:proton symporter activity. The record is from RefSeq and is a predicted model, not a curated record.
UUACAAUCAUAAGUCAAAACUACAACCCCUUUAUUUCUCUCUCAAUUGUUAGCAAACUUUGAAACAUUCUUUUUUUUCCUCUCUUAAUUACCCUAAUUAAAUACAUAUUUGUAAAAACAAAUUAAUUCCAACUAAUUUAACAAACACUUGUAUACAUUUGCAUCUAGCGGCGAAUCUUGAGAGAUUUUUCUAAGAGCGAAAGUUUUCAAACACUUUACAAUUUUAAUAUAAGGUUGAACACAAGUAAUUGUUGAAUCAACUUAGUAAAAAUGAGUUCUGAUGAACCCAAUGUUGAUAAUGAAAAACAAAUGGUAGUUGAUAAAACUCCUAUAUGGAAGAUCUUCGCAGUGGCGUCUAUUGCGGCAGGGGUGCAAUUUGGAUGGGCACUUCAACUCUCACUUCUCACCCCAUACGUCCAACUUCUUGGUGUUAGUCACGCAAUGUCUUCUUUAAUAUGGCUAUGUGGUCCAAUUUCUGGUAUCGUGGUGCAACCAACAGUUGGAUAUACGAGUGAUCGUUUAAAGUCCAAGUUUGGACGUCGAAAGCCUUUCAUUACAGUUGGGACUACCUUGAUCUGUUUUGCUGUGUUGUUGAUUGGGUUUGCGGCAGAUAUAGGUCAUAGUUUCGGUGACAACCUUGAGAAGAAGGUUAAGCCUAGAGCUGUUGCUCUUUUUGUUAUUGGUUUUUGGAUCCUUGACAUUGCCAAUAACAUGGUUCAGGAUCCUAGUAGAGCAUUCUUGGCCGAUUUAUCAAAACAUGAUCAUAAAAGGAUGAGAUUGGCAAAUGGUUUAUUCUCAUUUUUCAUGGCGGUUGGUAACGUUCUAGGGUACGCAGCAGGAUCAGCCCCGGCCUUGUACAAAGUCGUACCAUUCACGAAAACAAACGCUUGUGACACAUAUUGUGCAAACCUGAAAACAUGUUUUUUGAUCGAUAUUAUCCUUCUUGUUUUUGUCGUCGUAGUUGCUCUUGUUGCUGUGAAAGAGCCUGUAAUUGAUAAGGUUAUUGAUGAUGGUAUCCCAUUUUUCACCCAAGUUAAAACCUCCUUUAAGAACCUUGGAAGGCCUAUGUGGUGCCUUUUCCUUGUUACUGCCUUCAAUUGGAUUGCUUGGUUCCCAUUCUUGAUGUUUAAUACUGACUGGGUCGGUCUUGAAAUUUACGGUGGUGAUCCUAAGGGAAAUGCAGGAGAAAAGAAAUUAUAUGACAUGGGAGUAAGAAAAGGAGCAUUAGGACUAUUGUUGACAGCAUUAUCACUAGGAAUCAUGUCUCUAAUCAUAGAUCCAUUGUCAAAACUAUUAGGGGGUGCUAGGAGAACCUGGGGUCUUGUUAAUUUCGUAUUGGCUGCUGCUUUGGCAUCCACAGUACCAUUAACUAAAGCGGCCGAAAAAGUAAGGAGACAUUUGCCUCCUCAUACUCCUCCUCCUUCUAACAUUCAGAACGGAGUUUUAGCCCUCUUCGCCGCCACCGGUAUUCCACAAGCAGCUACUUAUAGUAUCCCAUUUGCAUUGGCAUCGAUGUACUCAUCUGACUCUGGUUCCGGGCAUGGCCUUGCACUAGGAUUGAUGAACUUGGCAAUUUGUGUACCACAGAUGUUCGUGUCACUAAUUAGUGGACCGUUAGAUAAAGUAUUUGGAGACGGAAACUUACCUGCAUUCAUACUUGGUGCCAUAUCAGCGGUGAUUAGUGGAGUAUUAGCUCUUACAGUCAUACCUCCUUCAAGUGCCAAUGCUUGAUUACAAACAUUCAUAAUUUUUUCGAAAUUUUGUUUUUAUUUUUAUUUUUGUUGGUAUUAGUCCAUCAUUUAUUUUUAACCCUUUGAGAUAGGGCAAAGUCUUUCACAAGACAAUUACACAACCUGUGUAUAGUAUAGUAAACAUACUUACACAUGUAUUCAAUGUAUGUCUUGUAUUUGCUACCAUUUGUGGUCUUAGUGACAUUGAAAUAAAAGUAAAAAUAGAAACGAAAGCUUUUUGAGGUUUCA